UUCUGCGUGCUAAUAAAUAUAUAUGCAUAUUUCGUUUUAAUACGAAAUCUUUAAUCUGAAGUGCAGUAAUUUGUUAUGUCGUGGUCAAAUGGACUAAUCAAAACAAUUCUAAACCCCGAAAACUUGAUAAUUUCAUCAGAAAUCGGCGUUGUUAUAGAAGACAAGUUUCCCAAGGCGAAGCAUCACUAUUUGGUACUCCCAUUAGCCGAUAUUUCCAGCAUAUUUCAUUUAAACCGGAGUCAUUUGCCGCUCUUGGAGGAGCUUCAUCUGUUGGCCAGGAACAUUGUGGAGGUAAAAGGCGUCUGCUGGGAAGACUUCAAGGUUGGAUUCCAUGCGGAACCGAGCAUGCAAAGGCUCCAUUUGCAUGUCAUAUCCAGGGACUUCGUAUCACCUAGUCUGAAGACCAAGAAACAUUGGAACUCCUUCAACACCGACCUAUUCGUGCCCUACAAAAAAUUGUGCGCUGAACUGGAGAAGGAGAAUAGCAUUUCGCGACUGCCGAAAUCGCUGAAAGACGAAUUGCUGGCCAAGCCACUGAUUUGUAACCAGUGCGAAUUUGUUGCAAAAAAUUUACCAACACUCAAGGAACAUCUGGUGGAGCACCUCCAAGAUUCCAAGUACUAACUAGAGAACCAGUUCCCCCCGAUAGAGAACCGAGAAAAGCCAACUGCGAAUCUGAUCCAGUUGCCAGCGCUACCGGCUGAUUCUUGACAGAUGAGUCAGAACUUUUCUUGAUUCGAUUUCGGUGAUUUACACAAAUAGUAAAGAGGCGUAUCCGAUAAAAUGGAGGUGGAUGAGAAAGCAUAUUUUCGGGAUGAGCUGAAGCGCAAGCUUAAUGAUAAGAGGAACUUUCUUAUCGAAAGUGAUCAGGCGGUGGUGAUCAAAGCGGAUUUCCCCAAAUCCCAAUAUCAUUUUCGAGUGGUUGCUAAGGAAGAGUUAAGAGACAUAACUAAGUUAACUGGAGACCAGUUGCCUUUGCUGGAUCACAUGAUGGAGCUGGCUAAUCAAAUAAUCGAGAAGCAGGAUCACCUGGAGUCGCGUAACUUUCGAAUAGGUUUCAAAGUCCACACGUUUUGGAAUCGUCUAAAUCUACACGUGAUUUCCGACGACUUUUACUCAAUGGCUAUGAAACGUCCGCGACACUGGAAUAGCUUUAAUACAGAGCUAUUUAUGCCCUUUCAAAUGGUUCACAUGAUGCUAAGCGUCCAGGGAUCCAUUGAGCCCAUGUCGGAAGAGAGAUACAAGGAGCUGCAGCUUCAAAAACCGUUUCGCUGCAAUCAGUGCGAUUUCGUCACCGAUCUGCUGCUGGAUCUGAAGGCCCAUCUAUUUCACCACUGGCACCGCAAGGAGGGCGAGCGUGAGCAGAAGAAAAAACUGGAUAAAAUAACUCAAAUGAUGGAUGAGGCGAAGUUAGAUACGGCUGCUAAACCAGCUGAGCCAUCGGAACUGCCUAUCGAAAGUCAGCAUGCAGCUGAAAAUAGCCAGUUAGCUAAUCCAAAUCCAAGGAAUCCCUUCCAAACGCCACAACAACAGCAGGGUCAGCAGCAGGCCGAGAAUGGAUAUGCUGAAUACCAGAACGGACCACCGGUGAACAUGAUGAAUCUGCAGAACCCCAACAAUCCUUUCAGAAAUACUCCUCCUCUCAAUAUCCAAUCCUUGAAUCCGCCGCAAGUCAAUAAGUUUAAUUAUCGUCCAGCCGGUUAUAUGCCACGCGGACCUUUGCAACAUCAAGGACCGAGGGCUCCUUGGAAUGGUCCUCGUUUUCCACCCAAUCAACAUAAGAACAACUUCAGGACUCCAGGAUACAAUGGAUUCCGAGCGCCGCCUCCAAUGAGCCAGCAGGGCCCGCCGCAAUAUCCAAAUCAAUCAUUCGUCGGCGGAGGAGCUGGGCCGAGUGCUCAACAAGCAAGACCUAAAUGGAUUCCAAAUAAUCCACCACACCAGAACCAACGAAAUACAAGUCAAACAUUUCAGCAAAACUACAAUCCUCAGCAGCCAAGCCAGCAAAAUCGUUCAAAUUUUAAUCAACAGAACCGCCAUAAUCCCAAUCAACCAAAUCAACAAAACCAGCAAACAAAUCAACAAAACCAGCAACCAAAUCCACAUAUGAAUCCCAAUCAAGGGAAUCGCCAAAACACCAACAAUCACAAUCGCCAGAAUAAUAAUCAACAAAACCGUCCGAAUAAUUAUCAACAGAACAAGAACAAAUUCAAGAAACCAGCAAACCAAAAAAAUCAGCAGCAAACUGUUGGGAAUCUUCAGAGUCAAGGAGCUCAGGCUCCAUUACCUCCAAACAAUUCGCAGUCAGCGGGCCCUUCUUAGGAUCAAUUUAAACAACUUAAAAUGUAUUUAGAAGGUUAUUUUUAAAAUAACUAACCAUUAGGAAUUG
Molecule: messenger RNA, 2389 nt
Organism: Drosophila takahashii
Lineage: Eukaryota; Metazoa; Arthropoda; Insecta; Diptera; Drosophilidae
Gene: Aptx
Product: aprataxin
Biological process (GO): single strand break repair
Cellular component (GO): nucleus
Molecular function (GO): mismatched DNA binding; double-stranded RNA binding; single-strand break-containing DNA binding
Source: RefSeq, a predicted model, not a curated record